This is a messenger RNA of Salpingoeca rosetta, 1061 nucleotides long. RefSeq lists its product as uncharacterized. Bases 45 to 1061 code for a protein of 338 amino acids. The record is from RefSeq and is a predicted model, not a curated record. Lineage: Eukaryota; Choanoflagellata; Craspedida; Salpingoecidae. The transcript is spliced from 3 exons.
GGACGUGGACAGCAAGUUGGUUGACCCGUUCCCUGCGCCUAGUGAUGCAGUACGGGCUGUGCAUUGACUACUCUCCACCCAAGCUGGUCGACAGCCGCAGAGCGCUCGCUUGCGCCAACUCCGGCCACGGUGACAACGAUGCGAGCCAGAGCAAGGGCAGCAGUCCCGGGCACCAGCAAUACCUGGUCCCAGCCAUCCUGCCGAUGACGAUCCGCCACAGCAGCAGCACGAUGGCAUCCGUGUCGCUGAGCACGACAGCAGCACAGCAGGUCAACCCGUAUCUUGGGCACGAGGAGAAGACGGCCUACGUCGCCUUCAGCCUGAAGCAAUUCAAGCGAAGUGCGAGCGUGUGUGCUGGAGACGCACAGCACGCGUCUUUCCUGCCCGAGGGGCUGUUUACCGUGGUGCUGGCGCAUGUGAUGGCGCACGCGCAGCACGGCGCAUCUCAGGCGCCCAAGCUGAGUCGCACCCACGCCGUCUGCUUCAUGGAGUCGACCAAGCUUGAGCUGCAGCUUGUGCCGGCUGUUGGCGGCAUCAAGAUGAAGAUCACGAGUGCGCAGCCAGGCGCCAUGCUGCACAUGCUGCACACCAUGAUCAGCGAGGCCGCCAGAGAGCGCUAUUUUGAGCUGAAGAGCAGCCUCCUGCUGCCAUUUGACGACAAGAUGCUUCUGUUCUUUGAAGAUGUGUUGUACCACCACAAGAGCAAGCAGGACAUGUGGGUAGACGAACAGCUGCUGCCGCCCGAUGACCUUGUCGCCAAGUAUGGCCGUCUCUUGCCCGUACUCGGCCUGCAGGACAAGUACGACGUCUUCAUCAGCUACAGGCAACGCGCCAACAUGGUGAUGGCGCUGCAUCCGCGCUUGGAGCAGCAUAACCUGGUUGCGUUCCUGGACGCCAACAACCUGGAGACGGGCCUCAACUUCAAGCUGUCGUUCAUGACGGCGAUUGGGCUGAGCCUGGUGGCCUGCCCCAUCGUCUCUGCUGCCACCAUCAUGCAGAUGAGGCAGCUGCAGCACAGCGACUACUAUCCUGCGCGCUUCGAUCUGCUCCUGUCUUGGUAG